This is a messenger RNA of Trifolium pratense (red clover), 2544 nucleotides long. RefSeq names its product MACPF domain-containing protein At4g24290-like. Gene Ontology annotation, biological process: plant-type hypersensitive response; regulation of salicylic acid mediated signaling pathway. Lineage: Eukaryota; Viridiplantae; Streptophyta; Magnoliopsida; Fabales; Fabaceae. Gene Ontology annotation, cellular component: plasma membrane. The coding region runs from base 215 to 2134 and encodes 639 amino acids. The transcript has 7 exons. The record is from RefSeq and is a predicted model, not a curated record.
UACUUGUUUGCAUUUGCAGUCUUAUAUUUAUUAGUAUCUCUCUUCACAGGCUUCAUUUUUCUCUCACCAUUUAAUUCUAUUUAUUUUCCUUAAAAAUCAAAUCAAAUUUUUGAUUUUAAAUUUUAGGGUUUGGAAAUCUCAGACAGAAACAAGGCAAUUAGCCGCAAAAACAGUGAUUAGCUUUCAUGCACCGUUGAGAGUGAUGUGUUGAUUUAUGGCACCUAAAGAAGAUCAAGCUCAUAAAGCUGCUGAGAUUGCAAUUGGAUCGAUUGGGCGUGGAUAUGAUAUAUCUUCUGAUAUAAGGCUCAAGUUUUGUAAAGGAGAUUCGAUUAAUUCGCGUUUAAUUGAGAUAGAUGAAGAUGAUGUUAGAGAGGUGGUUUUACCUGGUGGAGUUUCAUUACCAAAUGUUUCCAAAUUAAUAAAGUGUGAUAAAGGGGAACGAACUAGGUUCAGGUCUGAUGUUCUGUCUUUUCAACAGAUGACAGAGCAGUUCAAUCAGGAGUUAUCUUUGACUGGCAAAAUUCCCUCGGGGCUUUUCAAUUCAAUGUUUGAAUUUUCUGGUAGUUGGCAGAAAGAUGCAGCGCAUACCAAGACCCUUGCUUUUGAUGGGGUGUUAAUUACACUUUACACUGUUGCAUUAGAGAAGUCUCAGAUGGUACUUUGCGACCAUGUUAAAAAAGCCGUACCAUCAUCAUGGGACCCGCCUGCAUUAGCAAGGUUUAUUGAUACCUUUGGUACCCAUAUUAUUGUUGGUAUGAAGAUGGGAGGAAAAGAUGUAAUAUAUUUGAAACAGCAGCACUCAUCAACUCUCCAACCUGCCGAUGUUCAGAAAAAAUUGAAAGAAAUGGCAGAUAAAAGGUUUUUGGAUGCCAAUGGCCAAUUUAAAGUAGCUUCUGAUCAAGUUUUCCCAAAUGGCAAGUUUGGAAUCAGGACGCAGAGGCUAACUUUUGCUAAUAUUAGUCCAUCAAGUUCUUAUUCAAAUAAAGAGGUGUGCUUAGAACAUGUAACCGGGAAUAAAUUUUUAUUAUAUAUAUUUGCAAUUGCGGUCGCCCUUAUAUUAUUUAUUUUAUUGCAGGAUAUCGUAAGCUUUGGCAAGAGGAGAGGUGGAAGUGAUGACAAAAGUCUAUCACAUAAUGAGUGGUUGCAGACCGUUCAGUUGGAGCCUGAUGUGAUCUCAAUGUCCUUUAUUCCAAUUACCUCUCUAUUAAAUGGAGUUCCGGGGAGUGGAUUCUUGAGCCAUGCCAUAAACCUUUAUCUACGAUACAAACCACCAAUUGAAGAGCUCCACCAAUUCUUGGAAUUCCAGCUCCCAAGGCAGUGGGCACCUGUAUUCAGUGAACUUCCUCUUGGUCCGCAAUGGAAGCAACAGAGCUCUUCAUCUUUACAGUUUAGCUUCAUGGGGCCAAGGCUCUAUGUGAACACCAUACAGGUUGACGUAGGUAAGAGGCCAGUGACGGGUCUCCGUCUCUAUCUUGAAGGUAAGAAAAGCAACCGAUUGGCCAUCCAUAUGCAACACCUUUCAUCUCUUCCAAAAAUCUUCCAGCUUGAAGAUGAUUCAAAUGAAAAUUUUAGACGGAAGUCCUAUGAUAAAAAAUUCUAUGAGAAGGUUCAAUGGAAGAAUUUCUCUCAUGUGUGCACUGCUCCUGUGGAAUCCGAGGAGGAACUUUCAAUAGUAACUGGAGCACAAUUGCAAAUUGAAAAUUACGGCUUUAAAAAUAUACUCUUCUUAAGACUUAAAUUCUCAACUGUGUUGGGAGCUAAGGCGGUAAAACAUCCGGAGUGGGAUGGGUCUCCUGGGCUAGGAGCCAAGUCAGGACUCAUAUCCACUCUUAUUAGCCAACACUUCACAGGGGCUUUUCAGAAGCCGCCUCCACGUCCAGCGGAUGUUAAUAUAAAUUCAGCCGUUUAUCCUGGUGGCCCACCUGUUCCCGUCCAAGCUCCCAAGCUUCUAAAGUUUGUUGACACAACUGAGAUGACCAGAGGACCGCAAGAGACUCCUGGCUAUUGGGUUGUCACUGGAGCAAGACUUUUGGUUGAGAAGGGCAAAAUUUCUUUACGGGUAAAGUAUUCUUUGUUGACUAUGAUCUUACCGGAUGAUGAUGAUGAUGAUGAUGACAUGUUGGAUGACCAGUAGCUGACUUUGUUCUGCAUUAGGCCUUUCUUGCUUUCAUCAGCAGAACUAAGUGUUCAUUUUUUAGGAGGGAGAGGUUGGGAGAGGAGGGUAUUUGUCAUCAUGAUAAUUGGUUUUAGUUUUCCUAAUAAGGUAGGGUAGCCCUUUUACGGUGGUUAAAGCACAUGUGAAGUUCACAAAGAUAUACAUACAAUAGGGGGAUUUGUUGGAUGUCAAGGGAUUGAGUGCAGGGCUUUCCCCCUAUUGAAAUUGUACUUUAAAUGUAGACUUUUACAUUCCAGAAAAAUGACUAGCUGAAUUAAUUCCACGGGUGUCUGCUGAAUUGUCUUCCUCUUGUUUUGAUUAGAUCACCAGGAGAAAUUAUGUUGCAAACACUAAUAUAUAUCAAUUUAAUACGUUAAAAUUUUACGCCA